UUCGCCGUGGAUUUGAACCGCGUGGCCCACGUACCCGCCUCAAGAUGAUGAAGUUCAAGCAACAGGGGCUAAUCGCCGACUUGAUGCCCAACAUAAACUUGAUGAAAGCAACUGGCCACUUCAUGUUCAAUUACUACACUGACAGUUCCACGAAACACAUACACAAGAUCUACUGUAUCGUCCACCUGAUCCUGAUACUGAUGCAGUUCGGAUUCUGCGGUAUCAAUCUAAUGAUGGAGAGCGACGACGUGGACGAUCUCACCGCGAACACCAUCACCAUGCUCUUCUUCACGCACAGCGUGGUCAAGCUCGUUUAUUUCGCGGUCAGGAGUAAAUUGUUCUACAGAACGCUUGGCAUAUGGAACAAUCCGAACAGCCAUCCCCUCUUCGCCGAGAGCAACGCGCGAUACCAUCAGAUAGCCGUUAAGAAGAUGAGGAUACUCCUGCUGGCGGUUAUAGGGACCACAGUGCUGUCCACCAUUUCUUGGACCACCAUCACGUUCAUUGGUGACUCUGUGAAAAAGGUCAUCGAUCCUGUCACUAACGAAACAACCUACGUCGAGAUACCAAGAUUGAUGGUUCGUUCCUGGUACCCGUACGAUCCCAGUCACGGGAUGGCCCAUAUUUUAACAUUGAUAUUCCAAUUUUACUGGCUGAUAUUCUGCAUGGCAGACGCGAAUCUAUUGGACGUGCUGUUCUGCUCGUGGCUCCUGUUCGCUUGCGAGCAGAUUCAGCAUUUGAAGAAUAUCAUGAAACCUCUGAUGGAAUUCAGCGCCACGCUGGACACCGUCGUGCCAAACAGUGGAGAGCUGUUCAAGGCUGGUAGCGCAGAGCAACCGAAGGAACAGGAGCCAUUGCCACCAAUCACACCACCCCAGGGUGAAAAUAUGUUGGACAUGGAUCUUCGAGGGAUAUACAGCAACAGGACCGACUUCACGACCACCUUCAGGCCAACUGCUGGAAUGACGUUCAACGGUGGUGUUGGGCCAAAUGGAUUAACCAAGAAACAGGAAAUGCUGGUACGAAGCGCCAUCAAGUACUGGGUAGAGAGGCACAAGCAUAUCGUUAGACUCGUAACUGCAAUUGGAGACGCCUAUGGUGUAGCUUUGCUGCUACACAUGUUGACUACCACUAUUACAUUAACUUUGCUCGCUUACCAAGCAACAAAGAUACACGCAGUAGAUACGUACGCAGCAUCAGUAGUAGGUUAUUUGCUGUACUCUCUAGGACAAGUAUUUAUGCUCUGUAUAUUUGGAAAUCGUCUCAUUGAAGAGAGCUCGUCAGUGAUGGAAGCAGCUUAUUCUUGCCACUGGUAUGAUGGAUCAGAGGAGGCCAAAACCUUUGUACAGAUUGUCUGUCAACAGUGUCAGAAGGCGAUGUCGAUUUCAGGGGCGAAGUUCUUCACUGUAUCUUUGGAUCUCUUCGCUUCGAAUACGAUAAUGUAA
This is a messenger RNA of Apis laboriosa (Himalayan honeybee), 1445 nucleotides long. RefSeq names its product odorant receptor coreceptor (gene Orco). Gene Ontology annotation, molecular function: olfactory receptor activity; odorant binding. Lineage: Eukaryota; Metazoa; Arthropoda; Insecta; Hymenoptera; Apidae. The coding region runs from base 45 to 1445 and encodes 466 amino acids. Gene Ontology annotation, biological process: detection of chemical stimulus involved in sensory perception of smell; sensory perception of smell. Gene Ontology annotation, cellular component: plasma membrane. The record is from RefSeq and is a predicted model, not a curated record. The transcript is spliced from 9 exons.